CACCACGAGAAGGGAAAAUCACGUGAAGAGUGGCUGGAAUGGAGCCACGUCAGCCUCACAAACCAGAAGCCAAUGACGGCCCACCUUUUGAUCUGACCUCCCUCCCUCUUAAGAUAUUUUCGGCGAUCCCAGGAUUCCGAGCGGCGGGGUGUGCUGGGGAAGGCAUAGAAAUGGAGAGAAAUUUUGGGGACGCUGAGAACAAGGAUGGGCCUGGAGAUAAGGAGGUCAAGUGGGAGAGGUUGAGGGUUCUGCUGGUCGAAGCCGACUAUUCCACUCGCCAGAUUAUCACUGCCCUCCUCCGCAAAUGCAGCUACAGAGUUGCAGCAGUUCCUGAUGGAUUAAAGGCAUGGGAGACAUUAAAGGGGAGACCUCAUAAUAUUGAUCUCAUAAUAACCGAAGUCGAAUUGCCAUCAAUAUCCGGAUUUGCACUUCUUACUUUAGUCAUGGAGCAUGACGUUUGCAAAAAUAUUCCUGUCAUAAUGAUGUCUUCACAUGACUCAAUUAGCAUGGUAUUGAAGUGCAUGUUAAAAGGUGCAGCUGACUUUCUUAUAAAGCCUGUCAGGAAGAAUGAGCUUAGGAACCUCUGGCAGCAUGUAUGGAGAAGGCACACUGGGACUGGAGGACAUAUUCCUCAAAACUUGGCUGUUCAACAGCGAAAAGUAGAGGCCACUUUUGAAAAUAUUGCACCAAGCAAUAACUCAAGUGAUUGUGUGGCAUCUACACUCAGAAAUAUUGAAUACUGUGAGAAAGAGAGUGAUGCCCAUAGCUCUUGUACAACACCUUACUCGGAAGCUGAGGGUGCAUACAUGCAAAAUAUGCAGGGUCCUUCACAGAAAAACUGGAGUGCUACAAAUUUGAGCAACUCUGUUAUGGGGAAGCAUGGAGAGUGUGCUAUGUUGGAUAAGGAAUCAGUUAUGCCUGACAGUGAAAAUAGAGAAAAAUCAUAUAGAUUGGGAUCAGAAGUUGCACCAUGCAGAGAGGCUUGUAACUCAACAGCUUUGAGAUUGAGAGGAGAUCAUGCUUGUGCUGAAUCAAUUACUCACAAUGCGGGUGGGCAAGAAGAAAUUAACAGAGGCAAUGCUGGUGUUGCCACUAAGGUUCAUGGCCGCAAUAAUGAACUUGUUGAACCUUCUAGUGGAGCUAUUGACUUGAUUGGUACAUUUGAUAAUCAACCCAAGUGCAUGUAUCUGAACAGUAAUAAUAAAGAUGGUGGCACAAACAAGUUUGAAUUUGUUCCACAUUUGGAACUUUCUUUGAGAAGAACUUGCUCUAGUAGCUUAAAUUACCAAGGUGCUGAGGAGAGGCCUACACUGAACCAUUCUAGUGCCUCUGCUUUUUCAUGGUAUGAUAGCAGUAAGAUACUGCAACCCCAUCUCCCGACACUAUCUAGGAAUUGGACCGAGUUGGAGGAGGGUGGAAGUAAAUCCCAUGAACUGUCAUCUAAUCAGCUCUCUCGUAGUCUCAAUUGUAAUUUUCUUCAGCUCGAUCAGGAAAAAUUGAGCUCUACCAUCAUUGGUCCAUCCAGGCAAGGUGAACUCAAGUUUCCUAGUCUUCAGCUUGGGACAAUUCCUGUCCCAGGGACAAGGUAUGAUAAUAGCUGUGAUGGAUACAGUCAUGUUUUACCAGUGGUGCUUCAUAAUCAGUCUGGUCCACCCACUGCAUGGAGUCCCAAACCAGCCUGCCAGCGAGAUCAGUCUCCCCUUCCUUCGAGUACCUCAUUUCAAUCCAAUCUUGUAAUGCAAAACGCAGAACAAGGUUAUCACCACUCUGAUGAGACUGCUGAAAGUUCCAUUCACCAGGCUGUACAUGAGGAUAACAAUUUGGAACCUGUGGAAGAACAUAGGCAGAAUUCUCCUGCUGUUGGUCAGACUAGUAGUUUAUGCAAUGGCCCUGGAGAUCAGAGUAAGGGUGUUGCAUAUGGGAGCAGUUCAAAGGGUAUAGAUGAGACUGCCACUGCCCCUGAGAGCUGGAAUGAAACUGGUCUCUCCAUUCAUGAUGGAUCAAGAAGAAUGGACUCUCUUCGCUCGAGCCAUAGGGAAGCAGCUCUCACAAAGUUCCGACUGAAGCGGAAAGAGCGAUGCUUUGAAAAAAAGGUUCGCUAUCACAGCCGGAAAAGACUGGCAGAGCAACGCCCUCGAGUGAAAGGACAGUUUGUUCGCCAGGUGCAAACUGAUCUAUGAUCCUGAUGGCUUAUCAAUAUGUAUUUUAUCAUAUUGCCAUGGAAAUUGACUAGUUGUAGCUAAGAGUGACAUGGGAUCUCUUGUAUUGCUGAAGCUAAAGAUUAGGAUGGUAGUUAGAGAGCUGAAUGGUUGCAAGGUUCUGCCAGGGUUGGCAGAGUUCUGACUAUAAUUUUUGCACACCAUAAAAGGGUAGUUUUGUAAUUAUGUAGUGUGGUUUCCCGAGCUUUUAAUGUUACCUCUUGUUAAUAUGCUUUCAUGCUUACCAGACAGCAGGAGUGUAUAUAGAAGACAGCUUUAAUUAUACGAUAACUUGCUUUGACAAGUUGAAUACUAAUUAUUGAUAUUUUGAAAGCUAUAUUCUUGUUUGCAA
Molecule: messenger RNA, 2550 nt
Organism: Carya illinoinensis
Lineage: Eukaryota; Viridiplantae; Streptophyta; Magnoliopsida; Fagales; Juglandaceae
Product: two-component response regulator-like APRR3
Exons: 9
Coding region: 39-2180 (713 amino acids)
Biological process (GO): phosphorelay signal transduction system; cytokinin-activated signaling pathway; regulation of flower development
Cellular component (GO): nucleus
Molecular function (GO): protein binding
Source: RefSeq, a predicted model, not a curated record